AUGACGGAGACUACAUCGACCAUUGAUGCGGCCACCGCAUAUCUCGACGAGGAAAUCGACAGUUCAGGUGAAGGAGAUCUUACCUAUGAAAUAGGCACCAUAUUCAAGAGCUUGUUUGCUACAGACAGGUGUAUAACUCCUCGUGAUGCAGCACAUCAAAUUGAUGCCGUUUACUCAGACAUCUGGUUCCCUAUGGAUCCCACGUUUCGCUUCCGGCCAGACAAAGGCAUGCCUGGCUACCUAGGAACCUUGAAUGAGUUUAUUUUCACACUCGCACGGUUACUUCGUUAUGAUGAUAUCCGACAGGAUACUCUGUUCUUGUUGAUUCUUGAGAUGCUGGAACUCCCGCCUCGCGCGGCUCAGAUCUGGGAUGAGGACUGUAAGCUCUACAAACAUAAUCCCAUGUUCAAUUUAAAUAUGGAUGAUGAUUGGAACAUGAACUCUAUUCCCGAUAGUAUGCUUGAUGAAGACGAUACUACGUCUGCUUCAGAUAUACAGGAGAAAUGUGACGACUACAUGAAUUAUUCUGCAUUCCUUGCGCGCUGCACCGGUGCUGGUCUAUAUAAAAAUAAAACAACCGAUUCGGGGUAUAAAUAUUGUACGUAUGGAAUCGAUGAUGGACUUGAGAAGGAUAUGCCACAAGGUAUCAUACGGAAAUCUCGGAUAUUAGUUGCUGCCAACUAUGUCCUCUUAUCUGGGCGACCUGUCAGAGACUUUUGUUAUAGCUACCCAUCAGACAGUGAUCGCGGGAAAAUGGAACGAGACAUGUGGAAUUCGUGGAAGGAAAGAUUUAAAGUGGUUGCGGAUAGCCAGGACGAGGACCCUGAAAUUAAAGAAGUCACCAGGAAGGCUCACAAGAUAAUGGUAGAUUAUUAA
Molecule: messenger RNA, 876 nt
Organism: Talaromyces marneffei
Lineage: Eukaryota; Fungi; Ascomycota; Eurotiomycetes; Eurotiales; Trichocomaceae
Exons: 3
Coding region: 1-876 (291 amino acids)
Source: RefSeq, a predicted model, not a curated record